Messenger RNA from Xyrauchen texanus (razorback sucker), 3118 nucleotides. Its product is annotated as transmembrane protein 164-like. The coding region runs from base 618 to 1559 and encodes 313 amino acids. The record is from RefSeq and is a predicted model, not a curated record. The transcript has 6 exons. Lineage: Eukaryota; Metazoa; Chordata; Actinopteri; Cypriniformes; Catostomidae.
GUACUUGUAAAAAGAAGGGCGGGGCCACCGCGCUCGACCAAUCCCAUUCCAGUAAACGAGCGAACGCGUCGAUAUGGAAAUACAAGUGUGUGUCUGUGAGGGGAACCGGUCACUGCGCAUGCGUGUUGUGGGCGGUGGCUGAAUUUUAGGGGCUCUGUACAGGGCGGCGUUUCUAUGGUGAGAAGAUCUUUGACGGGCCACAUGGACCGGGGUACAUCUCACCUUCCGCGUCCGCUUUUAGCGCAUUUUAUAACACGACACGUUGCGUCAGCGAGCUACACAGACCUGGAUGUGUCUCCUAUCGGUCUCGGCAGUGUUUUACAGUUUUGUUGAGGUAUUUAAGGGCCUCUCGCCGCCGAACAAGGGGCUCUUUGAUGCUUUUCUGUCGGUUCGCGGCCAUCACUUUCUCCUUGGAAACGUACUAACGCCCUAAUCGGCGAAUAAUAAAGCGCUUCGGAUAUAUAGUUGAGAUCUUGAUCUGAUCCAUCUUACAGGUGUUGAUGCUUUUGCCUUCUCACAACCAGUUUCACUGUAAUUAAAUGUGCAUGUGGAGCUGAUGAAACAUCCACCUCCUGGAUCAUUUCAUUAUUCUGGCUCUGAAGACAGAUUUGAAGUUAAUGUUUCGCCAAGAGGUCGGUGUCCUAUCCUUCAUUCCGUCUUGUUCGUACCUUUUCCAAUACGAGAAAAGGAACAUGUCUCGAUAUAACAUCUACAGUCUGCUGGACUGGAUAUAUGGAGGGGUGGACCCCAAGUUUGAAGGCAACGGAGGGCCCGAGUGUGCCGGCUUCAUCUCACCCCAGCAGAGAAUAGUCGAGACUGUGAUCAUCACAGCCAUCUCUGUGCUGGAGCUGGUGGUGGCUCUCAAGAAAGUCAAUGUCCCUAAAGAGGUCAGGGAUGUGGGCAAGGAUGGACGCAGGACUAAGGAGGACACCUGGGGCAAGAACUUGUUGCUUGUGCUGCUAUGCAUGACGUUUGGGGUGGAGGUCGGGUUCAAGUUUGCCACAAAGACUGUGAUCUACCUCCUCAACCCAUGCCAUGUGGUUACAAUGGUGCAAAUUUUCCUGCUUGCAUGCCCUCCCUGCAAAACCGCCAUGGUCAUCUUUAGGCUUCAGGUGCACAUGCUGAAUGGAGCCCUUCUAGCCCUUCUCUUCCCAGUGGUCAACACCAGACUGCUUCCAUUUGAGAGGGAGAUCUACUACAUUCAACACUCCAUGCUGUAUCUCGUGCCAAUCUACCUCUUCAGAAAAGGAGGUGUGUAUAAGCCGGAGCCUCUGAGUGACAUGUGGUGGGCUCUGCUAUCCACCGGCAUCCUCUUCAUCUAUCACUUCAUCUUCCUUCAGGGCCUUGGAAUGUUGACGGAAGUGAAUCUGAACAACAUGCUGUGUCCAGCUGUCUCAGACCCCUUCUAUGGUCCAUGGUACCGAGUGUGGGCGACGGGCCACCAGACCGCCCUGACAUUAGUGCACGGCAAGGCCUUGACCAUCCUCUCACAACACACUGCUCCAACGGGCCGGCAUCUACUGGACAUAGUGCGUCUACGUAACAAGAAGUUGGACUAAUAUCGUUUUAUCUCCAGUCUUACAUGGACAAAAUCAGACACUACUGUAACUGGAUUUGUACGGCAUCCUAUACAUGCCAAACGUUUUUAUUCUUUUGUUUUUUGCUGGUUUUAACAACUUUUAGUCCAAGCAAACAGUUGCACCUGCAUUUUCAAAGUUGGGUAACCAGAUUGGAAGACUGUUUUUGCACUGUAAGAGCAGGCAACAGUUGGACUCACGCAACACGAACCUUGGACUUGCCUUGUUCUUUUUAGUUCAGAGGUUUCGCAAAAUGAAGAUUCAGUGAAUUCAGAACAGACGUAAUCUUUCUUCUCAAGUUGCCUUUCUCCAAUUACUCUCAUCUAACAGGAAUGGGACCAACCUAGUUUCCAUUUACAUUGCUUUUCGCUCAAUAGCUGUUGUGUUGUCAUCGACACUAUUUCCUUUAGCUUUGCUUGCUGGCUCUCUGACGAAUUGAGUUCAUCUUAAAAGGACACCUUUUGUGUAUAGUGAUGCUGAAUGUUCGGGAGAUUUUGCGGUGAUGCCGGUGUGAAAAUAGUCUCAACUCUAAAUGACUAAGCUGAGGCCAUUAUCUUCGUUCACAUCCACAAUAUCAAACAUCAAUUUCUGUUGGCUGAAGUUGCAGGUGACUUUUAUUUGAUUCUUUAUUUAAGUGGUCAUGCACUUGAUGCUGAUGGCCAGUAGAUAGCCAGAAUGAUCAUUUAAAAAUGUUCUUAAGUCUUAAUUCUUCAAACUGAUUACUAUUCUUUAGAUUUUACUUAUCGGGAAAGUUGAAAAGAUUCAAGCUUAUGUCCCCCUCAGUAAAUACAUUUUUUUUUAGCUGCACACAAUGUUCAAUUCAAUGCACAUCCAAUGGUGCCAGUGAGACACUUCCAAUGGAAGUGAAUGGGGCCAAUCAGUAAACGUUAAAAUACAUACAAUGAAUUCUUCUGUUAAUCAUGUAUUAUUUAAGCUGUAAGUGCUUAAAGCUUCACAUUUCUGUCUUUAAACUUCCAAACAUUGGCCCCCUUUACUUCUAUUGGAAGUGCCUCACUGUAACUGAAUUGAUUGAGCUCAAAUUGAAAUGAACACUGAAUAUUCCUUUAUUUAUGACUUGAAGUGUUCAUUGUUUCAUUUGUACUUGUUGGCAUUAUUGCUUUCACGUUAUAUAAUCUAAGGAAAACAUCAAGGUAAAAAGAACAGCAGUUUUAAAUUGAAAGUUUAAUACUAUGUAAACAAAUCACAUAAUCCAUAAAAGGUUCCUUUCUGCAACUUUCCACCUAAAAUGCCCUGCCCUUAAAGGAAUGCCAUUUUGGGGUGAUUUUGAGCAGAAUGACAGGCUCCUAUAAUUUUAGUUGAACUUCCUGAAGUGUAUUAAACUGCUGUCAAGAACUCAAGCCCAGAAAUUCCAUGAAUUUCCAGAUUUGAUCGGUUUGUAGCUGGUACAUGUUGAAUGCAGUCUGUUAUAUGUGAGAUCACUAAUUUCAAUGUAUACAACUCGACUGAAAGGGAAUGCUAUGACGAUUAGUCUUUUUUGUACAUGGGUUUUUGUGAAAUAUGUUACAUAUUAAAAAUCUUCU